Messenger RNA from Aphidius gifuensis, 747 nucleotides. Its product is annotated as thaumatin-like protein 1b. Bases 1 to 747 code for a protein of 248 amino acids. The transcript has a single exon. Lineage: Eukaryota; Metazoa; Arthropoda; Insecta; Hymenoptera; Braconidae. The record is from RefSeq and is a predicted model, not a curated record.
AUGGAGUUUAAAUUUUUUCUAUCAUUUCUGCUAAUGAUUGGCGGAUCAAUUGGAAAUCAAAUGAACAUAAAAAAUAAUUGUCCAUUUACCAUUUGGCCAGGUAUCCAAGGUAAUCCAGGUCACGACCAUCUAGAAGGUGGUGGGUUUGAAUUGAGACAAGGUGAUACAAAAACUCUCAAUACACCUGGUAAUUGGGCCGGCAGAUUUUGGGCAAGAACAAAUUGUGAUGGUUCUGGAAAAUGUGAAACUGGUGAUUGCGGCAAUAAAAUACAGUGUAAUGGAGCUGGUGGUUCACCACCAGCAUCACUUGCUGAAAUUACAUUGAAAGGUGAAGGUGGACUUGAUCUCUAUGACAUUUCUUUGGUUGAUGGUUUUAAUUUACCAGUUAAAAUGGAACCAACUGGUGGUUAUGUUGAUUCGAGAAAUGAUCAAUAUUAUUGCAAACCAUCUGGUUGUUAUGCUGAUGUAAAUAGACAAUGUCCAGAUCAAUUAGCUCUUAGGAAUUCAGGUGGUUCUACUGUUGCUUGUAAAAGUGCUUGUGCGGCUCUUAAUACUGAUGAGUACUGUUGUCGUGGUGCUCAUGGUACUCCAGAAACAUGUAAAAGUACAGAUUGGCCAAUUAAUUAUCCAAAAAUGUUCAAGGAUCAAUGCCCAGAUGCAUACAGCUAUGCUUAUGAUGAUCACAAAAGUACAUUUACUUGUAAAGGGAAUCCAGAUACAAGUUAUGACAUUGUUUUUUGCCCAUAA